AGAAAAGAAAGUGAGAAAGGCAUAAGGAACAGGGAAGGCGAGGGAGGCAGUUAAAGGCCAUGCCGCAGGCCCAGCUGCUCACGGGGCUCGGCGUUUGGCUUAUAGCGGCCUUGACUCAACUCAGCAAAGGUUGAGCACAGUGCUAUGGAGCAUACGGGGCGCACGGUGGAUGAUGCCCGGAAAAACACAGCAUUGUGGGGUGGUGCCCCCCAAUAUGACUAUGUCCAAUUUGAGCAUUGCACCAGUUAUGGUCUCCCAUCGGAAGCGGGCCACGAGACCGGGGGGACUGGGGAUGACGUGCGUUACCAGGAGAAGGCCUUCAACCAUGCUCAGCUCUAUGGCCAGUACACAGACCAGCUGCCCAGCCUAUCUAAGAAGGAAGCAGCCCAACUCCUGAGCGAGAAAAAGCCCCAAGGUAAUGGCCAGAGUCCAGUGAAGCGGAGUAGUCAAGCUGAAAUCAAAGAGGAACGAUACUCCAAGUGCCAUGCCUGCGUUAAACGCAUCCAGAAGUAUCUUACCAAGAAGCUGGGAGAAGACUGGAUAUUCUUGGCUCUCUUGGGCCUUGUCAUGGCCUUGGUGAGCUGGGGGGUAGAUUAUGCCAGCGCCAAGAGCCUACUAGUUUACAAGUGGAUUUACAAGGAGCUACACCCAAGCAUCCCGAUGCAGUUUCUGGCCUGGGUGACCUACCCCCUCAUCCUUAUCCUCUUUGCUGCUGUCUUCUGCCAGCUAGUCUCUCCGCAGGCUGUGGGUUCUGGGAUCCCUGAGCUCAAAACUAUUAUGCGGGGAGUAGUCCUCAAGGAAUACCUCACACCUAAAGCUUUUGUGGCCAAAGUAGUAAGCCUGACAGCUGGUCUGGGAAGCGGAAUACCUGUUGGGAAAGAGGGCCCCUUUGUGCACAUUGCUAGCAUCUGUGCUGCUGUGCUCAGCAAGUUCAUGUCCAUCUUUUGCGGCGUAUACGAGCAGCCAUAUUAUUACACAGAUGUCCUGACUGUGGGAUGCGCCGUCGGGGUUGGCUGUUGUUUCGGGACUCCACUUGGAGGUGUUCUCUUCAGCAUCGAAGUUACUUCUACGUACUUUGCAGUCCGGAAUUACUGGCGCGGGUUUUUUGCAGCCACAUUCAGUGCCUUUGUUUUCCGCGUUUUUGCUGUCUGGAACAAAGAUGCAGUCACCAUCACAGCCCUGUUCCGAACGAACUUUCGGAUGGAUUUCCCUUUUGAUUUGCAGGAGCUGCCCGCUUUUGCUGUCAUAGGGAUCUGUUCCGGAUUUCUGGGAGCGUUUUUUGUUUACUUCAAUCGGCAGGUGGUUUUGUCUGUCCGACGACAUACAGCUCUAAGUAAAUUCCUAACCAAAUACCGCCUGAUAUAUCCAGGGGUUAUAACCUUCCUGAUAGCAUCUGUGACAUUCCCUCCUGGCUUUGGGCAAUUUAUGGCUGGAGAGCUGAUGCCCCGAGAGGCCAUUAGCAGCCUCUUUGAUAACUACACUUGGGUCAAGCACACAGAAGACCCCCAGAUCCUGGGGAAGUCUGCGGUCUGGAUCCAUCCCAAAGUCAGUGUGUUUGUGAUCAUCCUUCUCUUCUUCCUCAUGAAGUUCUGGAUGUCUGUCAUCGCCACUACCAUGCCGAUCCCCUGCGGAGGCUUCAUGCCUGUGUUUGUGCUGGGGGCAGCCUUUGGACGUUUGGUGGGUGAAAUCAUGGCCUGGCUUUUCCCUGAUGGAAUAAUCUUUGACGGCAUUGUUUACAAAAUCUUACCUGGAGGUUAUGCGGUGAUUGGUGCUGCAGCUCUGACAGGCGCAGUGAGCCACACGGUGUCCACAGCAGUGAUUUGCUUUGAGUUGACAGGACAGAUCGCUCACAUCCUGCCUAUGAUGGUGGCUGUCAUCCUGGCCAAUAUGGUGGCCCAGAGUUUGCAGCCAAGCCUGUAUGACAGCAUCAUUCAAGUAAAGAAGUUACCUUACCUACCAGACUUGGGCUGGAAUCAAAUCAGCAAAUUCAACGUCUUUGUUGAGGAUAUUAUGGUGUGUGAUGUAAAAUUCAUCUGGUCUAACUGCAAAUACCGGGAUCUCCAGGCUAUCCUGGAAGGCACAGAUAUCAAGGCCUUUCCUUUGGUGGAUUCUCCAGAAUCUAUGAUUCUCUUGGGCUCGGUGGAGCGGCCAGAGAUCCAGAAUCUUCUGCUUAGGCACCUCAGUCCAGAGCGACGACUGCACCUCACCAAGGAGACGUUCCAGAAGUCAGAUGAGGCACCAUUUGAUGAUAAAUCUGGAUGGAAACAUGAAUCCUUCGCUUUUGUGGAUGAGGAUGAGGAUGAAGAGGAGAAGACUGAACUCCGUCAGCUGCCCCCUUUAGCCUCAAGUCACCCAGAAGAACCUAAUGGCCCUGUGACUCCUCACAAGCCUUUGCCAGAAACACCAGCUUCUCAAGAAACUGCAGGCCAGAGAUUCUGGCGACUGACAAGGCAGCUCCUGUGCUUUUACCACCCUCCACCUCAACCAGAGCUGGCUGAACAGGAUUCAACGGACAUUGUAGAUACCAUGAAGCCAGAGGAGAUAGAAGCUUGGGAGGAGGAGGAGUUGGAGAAAGAGGUGUGCUUUGACAGCUGCCGGAUAGACCCUUCUCCCUUUCAGUUGGUGGAAAGGACAUCUCUGCACAAGACACAUACUUUGUUCUCUUUACUGGGCCUCACUCAUGCCUACGUAACCAGCAUGGGGAAGCUGAAAGGUGUGAUUGCGUUACCAGAGCUCCGGAAAGCAAUCGAAGGCUCCACAAGCUCUGGCGUCCAAUUGCGCCCUCCCCUUGCCAGCUUCCGUGAUACCACCCAGACCUCGAGCAAGGAGCAGGCUAAAUGGUCCACACAGGCAUGGAGCAAGCCCAACAGCAACAAGACACCUGGGGGAACUACAGUGGACUCAGGAACAGAUACCUCAGUGGCCCCCAGUUGUCCACGCCCACAACCAUCUCCCAGCCCAAAAGAAAGGAGAGAAACACGCUCUGUAUCAGUUGCUGAUAUGGAACUGGAGGAAAUGGAGCGUGCUGGCCCAGCUGCUGAGAACAUCUCAGAAAUCCUGCAGGACCUUGACCUGCACUCCUCCAAUCUGACUGAGGAUGAGGAAGAUGAAGAUGUGCCACUAUAAUUGUAUAGAGAAGGGGGCCCAACCCACCCCCUUCACUCCUGCUACUUGUGCUUCAGGGGCGAGUCCUGCGGCCUGCCUGCCCCGCUCUUGCAGAUGGUGACCCAUGCCAGAGGACUUUGGCUAAGUGGACUGGCUCUCUCUUCUGCCACUUUCAACAUGUUGAGGUGGUAUAUGGAGGAACCUGGGCUGUAGAAACUUGGGGAUAUACCCUCUCUUUAUGCCUUCUUUGAAAAUGGUGAUAAAUGUAUGUGCGCUGUUUCACAUUGCUGCAUUCCCUGCUGGGAGAUGUUCAUGGGAAAAGAUGAGGUAAUUUCCCUUCAGUUGGAGCUGCCUGCUACCCCCGUUGCCAACAGCAUUUUGUAUCUGCUCCUGUUUCCUCUUACCUUGCUUGAUACAACACCUGCAGCCUUGUAGCAUGGUCUGGUGAAGAGACAGGAGGAUUUAACAAAGGGUUGGUCCAGCAGUCGAGAUCAUCCAGCCCCUUUUAGGAGUGUGUCCAGAAUGAGAAAAUCUUCAUCUUAUGUGAUUACUUUUUACGAUUUUGCAGUGCCUUUUCCUUUUGCAUAAGUGUCAAACUGAUCCUCCCCUCAGAACAGUUUAAUACCUUUCAAAAGUCUGUCUCACUUCCUCCCUUGAGACAUGUUCUGCCAGACCCCUGACCUCUUCCCUACCCAGAAAUCUCCAUUCACCUGUUCCCACGGGGGCGUUUCUUUUGAAAUGAGUGGAAGUAGAUGAGAAAAACGAGAAGCAGGACUUAUUUUAGGCCUGUUCAGAGUUAAGUGAACAUAUGUACAUCCUGCCUGUACAUGCAUGCGUCUGUUUCUGACAGCCAACACACAUUCUCUUUACAAAUGAAACCGGGGACCAGUACCUGGAUAAAUGUGUGGUUUAAAUCUCCUGUGCAGAAUUGUAACAUGAGAAUUACUGAAUGCUCAGAUGAAGCAAAAUCAAGUGUACACUGCACACAGAUUGUAAAUGCGUUCACUGUAAUUAGUUAAUGGGGCUUCUAUGUUAAUGUGUGUGUGUUGGGGUGGGGGUCUCUAUGCCCCACACACUGGAGAAAGACAAGGUAAUAGCAGGAAGGGAGUUUGCUUCGUCUCAAUUACUUAAUCUGUAUAUUUCUUCACCACACUCAGGGCUUUCUUGAAAAUGGAAGAUUCCUGUGCCUUGAUUCAGUGGAGCACACGGGGAGCAGCUGAGUCCUUUUAAAAAAGCGGAAAUCCUCCCAAUUAGCUGUUUGGCAAGGGGGAAGGGCAGAGGGUGUAUAAAUUAAGCCUUCUCACCAGGGCAAUUCUGCAUGCAGCUCCAACUGAUGGAUUGUAGAAGUGACCUGCAUGCAAAGCCAGGCGGGGGCAUGUUGUUCCCCAUGAAGCUAGGGGGGUGCACCCAGAAACCAGAUUCUGCACACAUAGCAGGACUGGGGGUGCUAGUUAUGAGCAGAAUGGCAAAAUCUCUAGAUUGGCAGAUCUCUAGAUUGUGUAAGGCUCCUGUUUUUCUGCCAAAUCAUGAUUGGAAUUUUGUUGUUGUUACUGGUAAAGCACUUGUCUUAAACAUAACAAAUCCAGGUAAGAAAAUGGGGUUGAUGGGAAAUAAAGAGGGCUACUGCUUCUGAAGGGUGCACUGCAAAUUUAUGUAGGUUUUUUUUCCAGCAGUUCAACUGUCAUUUUGAUCCCCUCUUCCAAAUUCUUCAAAUUGUCAUUGGGUGAGGUUGCCAAGAAUCCUGUUAAGAGAUCCUUAGCAUGCCUUUACAAUCUAUACUUCCCAGACAAGACAGAAUGACUACUGAGCACUAAUCCCUUUUCAUUCUGCAGUGUAAAUCUAGUACAAGCCCGUCCCCGACUGAAUUCACCCUUCUUUCUCUGCUGCAUUGGUAGGCUUUCAAACUCUGGGUUGGGAAAUUUGUGGGGGCUUGGGGGUGGAGCCUGGGGAGGGUGGGGCUUGGGAAGGGGCAGGGUAUAAUGCCAUAGUCCCAGAGGUGUGUGUGUGUGUGGGGGAAAUACCUGCUCCGGGCGCUCCCCCCUUGCCCCACUUACCUUAAGGAGCCUGCGGUGGGCUGAGGGGAGGAACAUGGGGGGCAGUUCUCCACCCCCACAUGACCAGCUGGUGUGUGCCCGGGGACAUGUGACCCCACAUGUCCCUGUGAUGCUCCGCCUCUGCAUGUAGCUAUCUCUGUAAUCCAGAGAUCAUCUUGUAAUUCUGGGCUUUACCCAGAGGUCAGCAGCCUUACCUCUGCAGCCAAAGAGGUCCCUGCUGUUCCAGUGCCUUCUGAGUGCAUGAAUGGCCCUCUAGUAUUCCAGAUGCAGCUCCCAAACUGAAUUUGGCCUGUUGACUGGAAGAGAGAGGAAGCUGUUGUGUUGGCUGGGCUCCUGCAAGGAACUAUCCAUCUGAAGGAGCACAGAGUUUCCCUGUCUACCUCACAGUCCUGCCAACAUGUGCCAGGAGAAAAAAACAUAGCACUUGUGGACUGCCAACUUUCUGAACGUUGUUGUAUUGAGAGAGAUACAAACAAAAUUACACCAAGCAUAAAUCCCCGGGGCAAAAAGCAGGAUCCUAACUGUACAACUGCUGGGGAUGGGGGAUGAGGCAGAAUAGAAUUGCACAGCAAGCAGAAAUUCAGCUAGUGAAGUUUUUUUUCUAUUGGUGCAUCCUCAUGCUGCAGGGAAAAGUUCAGUCGUGACUUAUCCUGUUAAAGAUGGACAAAUCUUUCUGAGAGGGGGGAAGGGUGCUAUCCAUUCUGUGCUUGUCAGCACACAGCCCAGUUGGACUUUUUUCUUCAUUAAAUGGGAUUAUAAACCUCAA
Molecule: messenger RNA, 5925 nt
Organism: Sphaerodactylus townsendi
Lineage: Eukaryota; Metazoa; Chordata; Lepidosauria; Squamata; Sphaerodactylidae
Gene: CLCN1
Product: chloride voltage-gated channel 1
Exons: 23
Coding region: 145-3126 (993 amino acids)
Biological process (GO): transmembrane transport; chloride transport
Cellular component (GO): membrane
Molecular function (GO): voltage-gated chloride channel activity
Source: RefSeq, a predicted model, not a curated record